GUGGGAGUCCCUGUGCGCGGUAGUUCGGGAGGUGAGGUCAGGCGUUUCCCCUUUGACUGGCCCCUAUUUAAAAAUCCCUGCAUCGGGUGUUUUUUCUGCAAAGACCGAGAGACGUAUUACUCUUUUAUUAGAGGGGAUAUUAAACGUUCGGGUGGCUGCACACAUACUCGGCGCGUUGAUCAAGGUUUGUGGUGGAAAAAGAAAACACUCACAGUGGUUUGUCUAGGAAAAGAGUGAUGGUGGACAAUUCCAGUAGCAGCAAAGCGCAAGUGCCAAGCUUGUCUGAGGACAGCAGUCUGGCUGGAGUGUUCUCCCAGGCAGCUUUCGGAAGUGCAGCCGGUGUCAAAUUGGAGGCGGUUAUGGAGCAACUCCAGAGACAACAGCAGGCGAAACUAGAGAUGGAGCGCAAAGAGAGACACUUUAGGGAAGCCCAUAUUCUGUACGCCCAACAGCUGGCUGCACAACAAGCCAUCAUGGCCAACGCCAGGGCCCAGGGUGCCCCGUUACCCCCUGAUUAUUACAACAAAAACUCCAGAGACAGAGUGCUAAAAGGCGGACAGGGGCCGCAAGCUGCCAGGGGCCCCAUGAAAAGCAGCGCUGACCUACACGAGGAGGAUACUGCUGAUGAGAUGGACAGGGGAAGAGGGUCUGAGGGGGAUGAAGAUGAUGAUGAUGAGAUGAUGGAUGGGGAAGAGGGUAGUGAGGAUGAUGAAAGCGAAGGUUUGGAGUUCCUCAGGCAGCAGAGCCUUGCUCUUCAGCAAGCGGCAGUCGGGGUACCUCCGUAUUCAUUCCCUGUGUAUGCCGCCUCACCUGCUGCUGCUAAAAAACAUCCCCGAUCACCAACCACUAAGGUGAAGGAUGAACCCAAUGAGUCCCUCACUGAUCAACAAUCAAUCAACACACCAAAUGGACUGGCCGAUUGGAGUCUCGAUGACUCCUUCAAACAGAAUGGAAAUUCAAGUUGGAACGAUGACGGCGAUGGAGGGAGAAGCCGAGGAGAGGCCUCUAGAGACUUUGCCAAGCUUUAUGAAUUGGACAAUGACCCAAAACGGAAGGAGUUUCUGGAUGACCUGUUUGCGUACAUGCAGAAAAGAGGUACACCUGUGAAUCGGAUCCCCAUCAUGGCCAAGCAGGUGCUAGAUCUAUACAUGCUGUAUAAACUGGUGACUGACAAGGGGGGUCUGGUGGAGGUGAUAAACAAAAAGAUCUGGAGAGAGAUCACAAAAGGCCUGAACCUGCCCACCUCCAUCACCAGUGCCGCCUUCACCCUCCGCACACAGUACAUGAAGUACCUGUACCCAUAUGAAUGUGAGAAGAAGGGUCUAAGCUCCCCUGGAGAGCUCCAGGCAGCUAUCGACAGUAACCGCAGGGAAGGUCGUCGUCCUGGCUACAGCAACAGCCUGUAUCGCUUUUCCCCUUCUCCCAGUAUCUCAGCCCCCCACCUCCUGUCUUCUCCCAAAAUGCACCUGCCCGCCACUGGACACAACGGACUUCAGGCUACUCCGAGUCCCGCCAUGAAGAAAGCUACAGUUCCAGAGGAUGGUCCCUCCUCCAUGCUGCCAGGUCGACUCCCCUUGGCACUGGCUCUUGGUCAUCAGCAGCAGCUGGCACGUGCUGCCACCCUGGAGCAACUAAGGGAGAGGCUGGAGACCGGCAUGGGUGCUGGGACAGUGAACACUGGGGCCGCCCUGGUGGAGGGGCCUGAGAGGAAGAUGGCGCGACUGGCAGAGGAGCAGCAGAGGCUACUCCAGCAGGCUUUCCAACAGAAUUUGUUGGCAAUGGCAUCACAGGUCAACCCCGCCAACCUGCGAAUGAACAACACCAACACCCACGAGGAAAAGCAGGACCUGUCCCUCAGUAUUUCUUCUAAUGGGUCUGCUAGCAUUACCGUGUCUGUGGAGGUCAAUGGGAUUAUUUAUUCAGGAUCUUUAUAUGCCCAAAAGUCAUCUGCCACUGUCCCCACCUCUGCCACGCCCACGGGCCACACCUCCACCCUCAGCCCCGGUAUUCCCUCUUCCUCCUCAAAGAGUUCUGACUCUGUGGAACCAGCCAGAGGCGGCUCUCCCUAACCAUCACCAGCUUCCUGUAACCAAACAACCCGUCAGUCCAGCCUAAGUGACAGUUGUACCGCUGUGAGCCACUCUGACCUCUAGAGGCAGCAUAAUGAAUCACAUUCUGCCUCCUGCACAUCUUGCAGCUGUGUUGUCCUUUCAGUGAAGGCAGGACCACACUCAUACACACACUUACAAACUCAACAGCUGUUUAAGCUCACCUGUUUUUUUCAGCAAGUUUUCAUAAUGUUUUCUCAGGACUUGAGGGUUUUUAAAGUUUGAUUCAACAAAAUACCUCCACUGUCUUAAUCUCAGUGCUGUUGUGAGUGUUGCUUUCUAGUGUUCAUGCAAUCAUGCCUUUUUAUACCAGUAAUUCAGUCACUCACAAAUAUCUGCAAAACAAUCGUGGCAUGAUCUAAUCUACUUCUGCCAAAGUCACAUUUGUGAGGUUGUGGUUGACUUUUUUUGCUGUCUAUUAAUCCUCUUAUUUAAAGAUUGCUGAAUUUACCUCAUCUGCAGUGAAUUUAUAAGACUCAGGAUCGAUUACUAUGAAACUGCUGUGUUCUUUGUCUAUUUUGAUGGAUUUUAAAACGGGCUACAAUCCCCAUCAGGUGUUGCAAAGUUGGUUUGGUAUGAAAAGGGGUCACGGUUAUAUAUUUUUUCCUUUUAAAAAAAAAAAACAUUUUCUUGAUUUUAUUGUUUUUAUUUCCAUUGUUGUUUGUUUUUUAGUUUCUAGAUACAUAAAUAUUAUUAUGAUUUGAAAAGAGUUUCAAGUUUGAAAAUGCAUUUUACACAGCUGAGAGGUUGUUUUUUUGUUUUGUUUUGUUAUUAUUUUGACAUAUUUACAGGCAACAAUUUGGUUGAAAGAUUUUUCUCUACCUCAGACACAAGACAAUGUAUGAUUGAAAAGAAACCAUGUGGAAACCCAUCCAAGCAGAUGGUGUCCAACAAGUCAAUCAUUUCUGUGCGUUGGACGAUCAUAUACAGGCUCGUACAUAUGAGCCUUAAUAUACUAUUCUUUUACUCUGGUGCGCAAACUACUUCUUUAAACAUACUUAAACCAGGUCACAGAAAAGCAGGAUAACAUUCAAAUCAACUGAGGAUUGAAUGUUUAUUUUUCUUGUGUAUUUUUGAUUGUUGAAACUUCAGACCUCAUCUAUCUUUCCAUAUUGGAAAGCACAUUUCUCAGGAAUUUCAGUUUUUGUUUUUUCUUCAUAGAUUUUAACCUUAUAACCAAGACGCAGUCUAGCAUCUGGAAAAUAAACAACACUACAUAAAAUAUAAUGCAGUCGUGUGGGACUGAAACAGCUACCUCAGUCAGGAUUUACCUACUAGUUUCAACUGCCCGCAGCGCAUCACCGAAAUUACCUCAGAAAAACCUUUUGUCCUAUUUUUUUGAUGCAAAAAUAUCUCUCAGGUUAUGAAUUAGCAAAAUACCUCAGACAGAACAUUAAUACAUUGGUGUAAGAUGAGAAUAUUGUUCAUAUCCACGAAGUAUUGAUUAUCGACUGGACUGUCUUCCAAUACUUCCAAUACACUUCCAGUAGAUAUGGCGUAAUUCAAGUCGGUCUGGUCAUGAAGUGUUCGUAUACUUUGCUGAUUUAGCCUUGCCAACAAUUAGCUUUUCAUGUAUAAAAUCCUGCAUUUGCAUGACCCUAGGACCUGCUGGGAUACAGACACCUUUAUAUUCUCAUUUAUUUUCUUUAUUUGACAGAUAACAGCAUAGCUGAAAACCAAAGAACAUGUGUUUGUUAUCCUCUUUGAUGACCUCACUGUAUAGACACAUGCAACUUUACACAAUGAAAUUAAAGUCUGAUCUGA
Molecule: messenger RNA, 3872 nt
Organism: Xyrauchen texanus (razorback sucker)
Lineage: Eukaryota; Metazoa; Chordata; Actinopteri; Cypriniformes; Catostomidae
Gene: arid3b
Product: AT rich interactive domain 3B (BRIGHT-like)
Exons: 9
Coding region: 237-2069 (610 amino acids)
Biological process (GO): regulation of transcription by RNA polymerase II
Cellular component (GO): nucleus
Molecular function (GO): DNA binding
Source: RefSeq, a predicted model, not a curated record